AUGGCGACUGUUCUCGUCCAGCAGCAAGCGCUGCACCACUCGACCCCUCCUCCUUCCCCUAUUCCUUCCGCCUUGACAGUCAACCGACGAUCAAGUCCCAUCCCGAAUAAGCAUAUUCCAAUAUGCCCCACCGGUCCAUCUCCACCAAGCCCCUCCCUGCAGUCAAUAAUCGCUCCAAAUGACGGAACCUCAUCAUUACUAUCACCGCCAGACGAGUCCAUGCGCAUUGGUCGUCCGACAUCACCCGCCGUUUAUGCAAUCGACGGCGUUCGACUUGCAGCUGCGAUAGCCCAUGCCGCGUCGCAACCCUUGCCCGACGCGAACCUCAUGUUCCCAUGGCUACACGGCCUUCAUCAAGACAACCACCUGCAGUUAGGAUUCUUCUCAAGUCGCAAGCGCCAUGCGCGCCGCACACCAAAAUGCUGGCGAGGAAUCACCGUGGUGAAACUUGGGGGCGACUUGUCCAAGGCGCGCAUCAAGGGCGCAGUUGCUGUGAAUGAGGUGCUAGCCCCUUCAUCUCGGUUCUUGCUUGCGGAUCCUCCAGAGGGGUUCUCUGUCCGCAACUUCCAAAUCCAAACGGCCAAGCUCGCUGCGAUGUCCGAUAUAGUGAUCUAUGCCGAAGAUGAUGGUUGUCAAAAAGAACUUGUAGACUUGGCCAACCAGUUUGCGAUGGCGCAGCAGGCAUGGAGACUCAAGAUGGAUCCUCUGCAGGAGCGACCAACUUACAACACGUUUAUACUUGCCGAUCAAUUUUCCGAUGUUGCGGCAAAUCAGCCCGAGCUUAUUGCCAUUGAUGCAAAAGGCCAAUUAACGGGACGAACCAUGGAUUUCGUUCAAUGGGAACGUUUGGAAAUGGCGACUAUGUCUCGAGCAUCCGAAAUAUCGUCCAACGUCUGGCUUGGAAACACCCCCGAUUACUUCCACUUGUCAAGAACCUCAAGAGAGGAGACUUAUGAUCUUCUUAUCGAGGCAAGUGAUAUGGCCAACAUUCCCGGACCCCGGUACCUUGCCAUGCUCGACAAGCAACUCGAAAAUGGCCCCCAGCGAAUGGAGUUUCCCUCAUCAGGCUCUCUUUUGCUCCCAUCGGGUAACACCCGCGAGGCCGAAGACAUAGUUAACACCAUUCGAUGGAUCUACUAUCUUGCCCAUCCAGAACCUCAGACCGAAGAGCUAGAUGGUGACGGGGACACCCCAAUGAUCACCCAAAGGGGGAAUUCCCGAAAGGUCCUCAUCCACUGCGCUGACGGUUAUACCGAAAGUUCAUUGUUGGCAGUGGCAUACUUCAUGUUUGCGGAAGGUGUACCUGCUCACGAGGCUUGGCUACGACUGCAUCGCGAGAAGAAACGAAACUUCUUUGCCUAUCCGACGGAUGUCGCAUUCCUGUGUCACAUCCAGGGCCGUCUCCUACAAGAAAGCCCGGCAGUACAGUCCCCGGACCUUUCAAAGGCGUUGGAUCCUGCUUGGUUCCAUGCAAUCGAUGGCUCCUUCCCUAGCCGUAUUCUGCCCUAUCUGUAUUUGGGUAAUCUGACUCAUGCGAAUAAUCCAGAGCUUCUGUGGGAACUUGGCAUCAAGCGUGUCCUCAGUAUCGGAGAGGCUGUCAACUGGACAGAGACAGACCGCGCCAGCUGGGGUGCUGAGAAUAUGAUGUACAUCGACAACGUUCAGGAUAACGGCAUUGAUCCUCUGUGUCAGGAGUUCGAUCGCUGCUUGGAGUUCAUCGAAAAAGGAAAGCGUGAUGGAACAGCUACAUUGGUACAUUGUCGAGUCGGAGUUUCUAGAUCCGCAAGUAUUUGCAUUGCCGAAGUCAUGGCGUCCAAGCAACUUUCUUUCUCAAGAGCAUACUGUUUUGUCCGCGCACGACGACUAAAUGUCAUAAUUCAGCCUCAUCUGCGCUUUGUUUAUGAACUCCUGCAGUGGGAGGAACAUCAAAUGAAAAAGCGAGGCCAACCGAUCAAACGUGAACUCGAAUGGCAACAUGUCACACGAGAGAUCGCCCUUCUCAACAAGCCCUACUCGAGAAAUUAG
Penicillium salamii is the source of this 2025-nucleotide messenger RNA. NCBI's taxonomy places the organism in Eukaryota, Fungi, Ascomycota, Eurotiomycetes, Eurotiales, Aspergillaceae. The record is from the annotation of a GenBank genome assembly.